Messenger RNA from Nothoprocta perdicaria, 1580 nucleotides. RefSeq names its product nuclear receptor interacting protein 3 (gene NRIP3). Gene Ontology annotation, molecular function: aspartic-type endopeptidase activity. The transcript is spliced from 7 exons. The record is from RefSeq and is a predicted model, not a curated record. Bases 27 to 761 code for a protein of 244 amino acids. NCBI's taxonomy places the organism in Eukaryota, Metazoa, Chordata, Aves, Tinamiformes, Tinamidae. Gene Ontology annotation, biological process: proteolysis.
CAGUGCACCGGCUGCGCAUCCCCAGCAUGUUCUACUCGGGGGUCCUGACGGAGCCGAGCAGGAAAGAAGUGGAGCUGCGGGAAGCGGCGGCCCUGCGGCAGCAGCGACGCGUGAAGCAGGCGGUGCAGUUCCUGCACCAGGACUCCGCGGACCUGCUCCCGCUGGAUGGGCUGAAGAAGCUGGGCUCCUCCAAAGAUACCCAACCGCACAGCAUCCUGCAGAGGCGCCUCAUGGAGACCAACUUGUCCAAGCUACGGAGCAGCCGAGGCCCCUGGGCCGCCAAGAGCGAUCCCGCUGGGAAGCUGCAUCCGAGUGCGCCGGGCAGCGCCGGGCAGCUGCGGCAGGAGGAGCUCAUCGUGGUGCGCUGCCAGUGUGCCGGCCAGGAGCUGGAGGCCGUGGUGGACACCGGCUCGCACUUCAACCUCGUCUCGUCUGCCUGCCUCGACCGGCUGGGGUUGUCGGAGCACGUCAAGGCCUUUGGCAGCGACGAGGAGGGGGCUGUGCUGCCGCAGGGCGUGCGGGCCGUCGGCCGCGUGGAGGGGCUGGCGCUGGCGCUGGGAGCCGUGUCCCUGGAGUGCGGCGCCCUUGUCUUGGAGGACAGUGAGAAGCCCUUUUCCUUGGGGCUGCAGACGCUGAAGUCUCUGAAGUGUAUCAUCAACAUGGAGAAGCAGCACCUGGUCCUGGGGCAGGCCGACAGGGCAGAGAUCCCGUUCGUGGAGGGCAGCGCAGCCGCGGAGGACGAGCGCACUUUGGAGGCAUAAGGAGGAAUUGAAACGCCCCCACACGAGAGCUUGACAUCAAAGACCUUCUGUGCAGCUGUUCCAGAUGAAACAGCUCCCUGCUGCUUUGGAAACACACUAGGCUACAGCGCGAGUCUAGCUAAACGAAAUCCUCUUCAGUAGCCGGUAACUUAGAGAUAUUGUCAUGUAUAUCUAUGGGGUUUGAGAAACAAACGUGUGCUUUUUUCUGGAAUUUUCUAUAUAGUGUCCUCUUUAUUAUGAACACUCAGACAAACCUUAUGAAUUUCUUCUGACGAGAAAAACACUUUUUAUAAUGGCCUCCUCUGAGCAGCUGUAUUUGGCUGUGAUCAGCAGCUAUGAGGAAGGGAUUUUUAUCAAUGAUUUUUCCAGAAGCCCAGGGUUUGUACUCCCUUCAUUGGUGCCGCCGCUCUGCAGUGGCCCUUACCAGGCAGCCACUCGUAGCAACACAACAGGCCGAUGCUCCCCGGGUUUGGGGUUUCGGCUCCUGCUCUUUGCCUCAGCAUUGCUGCCCUAUCCCGAGGGCUCUGUGUGGAGCGUCGGCCGCAGCGUUAUCCAGCUCCGAGCUCUGCCUUGGCGGCGUGGGAGCAACCCCACGGCGAGUGCAGAAAGCAAGAGCUGCAGAGCGUUAGAGCCUGUCGCCAAGCGAAGCCAUAUUUUAUAUUUGGGGCGAGUUGCCCGGGAUCUGCGCGUGCGGGCUGGGCCCUGCUGACGGCAGGGAGACGCGGAGGCCUUGCCCGGAGCCGGUUCCGUCCAGCCCGCGGCUCCCUGGCGCCACGCUUGGCCACCGGGCAAAGGCAGCUCUUUCCCGGGCCCGUGCCC